AGCCUUGUCACGAAAGCCUUGACUGCUAUGAUUUCUAUCUCCUGGGAAAUGCCACUAAGAACACUAAAGCUAACUUGGAAAAUUUAGUGGCCAGCAAUGCAAUCGAAGAGCAGUUCUCUCUCGCCGUGGUCAGCUACGCGCUCAGUAAGGCAAAGAGUCCUUUGGCUAAGAGAGUUUUUGACAAGCUUCUGACGUUUUCCAAGACUGAAGGUAAUCAUGAAAUAAACGCAUGAUAAAUGUAGUUACUAGCAUGAUUAAUUCAUUCUGUAUAUUGUGGAGAGUUUGGACCACGACGGCGCCGGCCGUCUGACCAGGGAUUAGCGGCCGUCUGACAGGUACAGCCGGCGCCAGCUGACAGAGAUUACGACCGAAGGAUCAAGCGCUGGGGGCGGUACCGGCCAUCCAUAUGACCAGGGCAUUUCCCUGGUCUGUUUGUAAUCUGGCGCCGAUUGGGAAAAAGGGGCGGGGUAUAAUGCGCAGUCCAGACCUGGGAGAGGAACUAUGGGACAGGGAGGUAUAAAUAGGGAUCUCUGGACGGGACGAAAAGGAGAAGGCGGCCGGACUGAGAACUAGAUAGCAGGGAGAAGUCAGAGUUGUGAGAUGAGUGAAAGUGUAAGCAAAGUGACAGCCCAAUAAAGAACACGAGUUUAAAUGUUAUCGCCGGAGUUGUUUCCUUAUUGAGUACCAGAUCUAGAUGAAGAUAGCAGAGAGUAAGCAAGGUUCCCUUACAAUAUUGAUAAAUGUUGGCCUGAUUAAAGGACAUGGUGUAAAUAUGAUAGUUUAAAUGGAAGUAGGCUACUCUCUUAGGCUUGACCAUAUGUUUAUCACACUGCCAAGAAAUAUUUACACACUGUAAAGCGUACAAGGUCAUACACAGUACAAGUGGUAUGUACUAUUACAGCGGUUCUCGACCUUGCUAAUGCCGCGACCCUUUAAUACAGUUCAUCGUGUUGUGGUGACCCACAACCCUAAACUGUUUUCGUUGGUUCUUCAGAAAUAUUUGUUUUCCGAUGGUCUUAGGCGACCCCCGUGUAAGUGUCGUUCUACCCCCCAAAGGGGUCACGACCCGCAGGAUGAGAACCGUUAUACAAGUAGAGCACACAUGUGAGUUUAAUUGCCUACAUGUUACUCAGCCCAGGCACCUACUGCAUUAAAUUUAUAUUGGUUUUGAAUGGAUACCACGACGAAGGGCGGGAGGUACGUCCGACCAGGGUGGCAAUUUUUUCGGGGCGCUGCAUUUUGAGUCCACAUAUAAUAAUUUAAAUGGUUUAUUGCUAGUAGUUUUGCCUUUUGGUUCCGUGAGUGGCAAAGACAAAGAGUGCCUUUAAUGGGUUCCUUGUUUUGAUAACUAGAACGAUACGACUGGCAAUGAUCAAGGCUGGGGCAAUCAAAAGCUGCGCCUGGGGCAAGCAAAAGCUGCGCCUGGGGCAAGCAAAAGCUGCGCCUGGGGCAAGCAAAAGCUGCGCCUGGGGCAAGCAAAAGCUGCGCCUGGGGCAAGCAAAAUCUGCCCCUGGGGCAAGCAAAAGCUGCGCUUGGGACAACCCUUGAUUAUGCGAACUUUAUUCUUCCCAACCAUGUAUUAACACACAUGCUUUAAAAUAACAAUGCCCCCCCUCCCCCCCCCCGUCCUUUUUUCCCCCGCUUGACCUUGUUUAAGAUCACCUCUUUGAUAUGUCAUUUGUUUCGGUGGUGGAAUGAAUCCAUUAGACACUCAACAAACAACGGCGUUACGUGGCAUAAAACCAGCAUCCGACAAGCCCCCCCCCCCUCGCCCCCCAUCCUUUUUCUUAGUGACUCGGCCAAUGCAAGAUUUUUUAAAUGACCAGAAUUUUUUUUAUCACAAGGAAAGGAAUCGUGACAAAAAGAUCUCAUCUCAAAAUAAUCACAACCCAACAUUUAAAGACUAAAAUUUUUUCAGCGGUCACUACUAAAAAGUGAAAUCAAUAAUUGUUUCUGUCCCUUUUUCAUGCAUUUUGGUUCAACCUUUAGUUCCACCCUAGUACCGUAAAAUGUGUAUCUUGCCAAGGAAAGAAUAACGAUCAUAAGAAAUAAUAUGACUAGCAUAAAGGUAACAAGUAUAAAACAACAGUCAAAUAUCAUGCCAAAUAACAUAAAGAUGACAUUUAAAUUUAACUUUGAUAAUUACAAGUGGGAAAAAAAAAACAUAUCGGAAACUUAUUUGGCUUCAUAUGUUUUUUUACUAUGUUGUUUAUUGCAUUUGUUAAAGUUAGAUACAUACAAUGUAAAUGUGUAUUUCUUUUCAUCAAUUUCACAAUUAAUGACACAAGGAGAUUUAAAAGGAGCAGACUUCUUUUAAGGCCAUUAUCAUGUAAUAUUCCUGUUAUUUUACUUUUAUUAAAAAAAAAAAUCGCUACAAAUAACUACCAAGCUGAAUCUCACAUUUGAUACGCCAGGUAAUAUUUUGUACUGGAAAGCCAACAGCUCGGAUGCCGACGCUCCACGAGUGAGGUAUGCUAUUUGGCGCCCACCGCGAAUUCAGGCCCAGUCCAGCGAUAUCUUGAUAACGUCUUACGCCAUCUUGACUUUCACGGAACUAGGUCGCGUCAACGAGGCUCUGCCCGCCGUCCGAUGGCUGACCACACAACGCAACGAACAAGGCGGGUUCUCUUCCACUCAGGUAUCUUCGACACUAUUAGGUCCUACAUGUCAGUUUACGAUGGAUGGUAUUUAUCCAGAAAAUAAGAUUGAACAACUUCAAAUUAAAUGAGAUAGAUCUAUUAAUUUAAUGUAUGCAUUUUAUUUGUCAUCUUCAAAAUCUAAAAAUUCAACAAUUUGUUUUUGCACAAAGUGUGAAGACAUCAGGUAACAUCAUGUUUUAGCCUGUGUCUUAACCUAAUUAUACUUUCAACGUAUAACUAAAGUGUCCAAUAUUUCUACCCACUUUAUUUUGUUUUAAACAACAUCGUUACCAGUUAAAGGCUAUAUCACAUUCUUCCUUCCCUUUAUUUGGAAAAGGUUAUUUACCUUCUAAUUUGUUCUUAAAAAAUGCUUUCGGGUGACGAAAUUUCUAGAAUUUCUGUACUGGGGUGUUUCCAACUCCCUUCCUAUUAAUAAGCCGGCAGCUUUCAAAUCCAGCAGAGAUUUUUAUCUAAUUUUCCUAGACAUAUACGAGACGUAAGAUAACGAUGGUAAUCUUACGAGAUUGUAUUCUUUAUGUAUGCGUAUUAAAAAUUGAAUCCUUCGAAGAUUAUACAUUUUCACUUACUGUGCUGUAAGGUAUUAUAGUUUUCAUAGGUCUGUAAAUCUUAUUUGUCUUUGUGGAUAAAUGUAAUAGUACAAUUAAAUUGAAUAUUCUUAAUAUCAAUAGCUCGUUUAUUUUUGCAUACUGGAUAUCAGAAUGUAGUUAUUUUUUGUUCAUCUAACGAGCCAAAUCUUCAAACAUAUUAAAUUUGCAAAUACCAUAUAACUGUAGGUAACACAUACUUUUAACAUAAAAAGACACACAUAUCAUGUAACAUUCUUUAAGACAUAAAAUUAGUGCAGCCAUUGGUAAUUUUAAACAUGUUAUUUCAUAAAACCUGAUGCACCUGUGUACAAGAUGCCACACACUCUAAUUUAACUUCUUGGUUUAUUUCGGAUAACUCGGAAAUUUAUUGCACAUCUCAAGUAGAGAAACAUAAUUACCUAGGUGUCACCAUUAGUAAUGAGCUGACAUCGUAUAAACACGGACAAAUUCUGUAUAAAAAGUCAAACAAUUUUUUUUUCUUAAUUGAAGCCUACAGAAAAUUCGAUAUUAGCUGCUGGAUAACACACUCCUUAACAUAUACCUAAGAUCACAUCUCACCCGCUCCAUCACAGAUACCUGAGAUCACAUCCCACCCACUCCAUCCCAGAUACCUAAGAUCAAAUCCAACCCACUCCAUCACAGAUUACUAAGAUCACACCCCACGCCCUCUGUCAUAGAUAUCUAAGAUCAGUUCGAUCCGGGCGAAUUCUUUAUCUUAAAGUUAGGACUGAGAGUUAUACAAAUUCUUUUGUUCCCCAGUCUGUAUGAAUUUACCAGCGUGUUACCACAGCGAUAACUAAAUCUAAAUCUUCCGUUUCUAUUGCACUAAUGGAGUUCAUUUAUGGCUAAUUUCUACGCGAGAGACAUACAUUAGAUGCCUUCAGUUAAUUUUUUAUAAUUAAAAAAACCCUUUGUUUUAGUUAAAACCAUGUAUUUAUUUGUGUGCUGGUAAUGAAUGAUUAAAAUGUAAUCAUAAAACAUUUCAAUUUUUUUGGUUCAUCAAAUAAUCUUUCUUAUCUUAUCUUAUCUUAUCGUGAGCAAGCGUUAAUUAACACUAACCUAUUUCCCUAUCUUAAUUCAAGGACACAGUUGUCGGACUCCAGGCUCUAUCAGCCUACGCCACCAAGUCUCUGAGACCCAACACAAAACUCAACAUCCAAGUGACUGGCCCCUCCGUAUUGGCCGCAUUCAAUGUGACCAGAGACAAUGCCUUGUCCCUCCAGAUAAAACAGGUAUAUACUUCAAACAAAUCAUAAUUAAAGUCUUGCAGCUAACAGGCAUCUUUAUGAUGUCAAAAGAAAAUAUGUCUUUAUUUGUUUUGUUUUUUUGUUAUUCAAGGUAAACAUUCAGAAACAUUAUUUAGGCGCAACCAUUGAAAACGACUUAAGGGUUAAAGGAAAAAAAACCCAGUGAUGUCAGGUUUUGAGAGUUUUGAGAAAAAUUGAUAAAAAGUUUGAAAAAUUAUUCAUGAAAGGAUAAACAUUUCAAGAUGUCUAAAUAUUUAUUAGUUGACUACACUGCUUUUUCGAUUGGGCCUUUGUCCCAUAAUAGUCUAUUGAAUAGAAUGUACUCAUAGGGGAGAUAACUUAAAACUUUUGGAAAAAAACUGCCAUAACUUGUUUUUCCUUUGAACCCUUCGUUUCUUUAUCACACUUUUAAAUGUUUACAAUUAUUUAGAUGUUUGCCAUUGCUUUUUGUUUUCUAUUCUCCCCCAAAGCGCCCCCCCCCCUUUUCUUUUUUUGGUCUAAAUUUUAAAUGUUUUGUAUACCAGUCUUGCGUUGUGUGAUAAUCUGUGAAAGGUGAUUGACUUAACUUAUCCAAACUGAUCAUUUUUACUUUUCCAAAUCCAUGGUUUUUUUUGGUUUCUUCUCAAAGUAGAUCUCUAGCCUUAGUAUUCGCCUUAACCUAUUUGACGUCAACAUAGAGUUUUCUGUAUUUCACGGCGUCAUUGGACGACUCCUGGCCUCACCACCCCCCAACGGAAGGCGCUGCGUGAGUUAACAAAGUGAGCCCCAUUGUCUAGUGUAAAAGGUUAUUAUUUUCAUUGAAUUAUGUUGCCUUAUUUCUGCAGCUGCCGGGAGCCCCUAAAGACGUUGUGAUCACUGCCACAGGAAGUGGUAUCGCCCUGGUAGAUGUAAGUAUUCCACACAAAUAACAACCUAGAAGUUUCCAGCUCUAAGAAACAAAAUGAAAAAGCUGGUGAAAUAUCACCUGAAUUUAUGUUUGCUAUUAAAUCAAUAAGGUUAGCUUCACGUUUAAAAAAAAAAAAAUCUUUUGUUAUGGGUGUGUGUUAUUGUUGUCAUUCUUUUCAGAUCGAUUACAGCUUCAAUGUAAAUGCGGAGCUUGCCACACCCUCAUUCGACGUCAGCACAGUACUGCUGUACGACAAGGUGGACGCAUUCAAUCUAAUGAUUUGUACUAAGUAGGUGGUUCAUUGCUUAAAAAUUUAAAGGUGAUUUAAAGACAAAAUGAUUUGACAGCUGUGUACGCAUUUUCUCCCAACAAUUUACUAGACAGCUGUGUACACAUUAAUUACUCCAAGAAGUAUGCUAUCCUGCCGUGUACGCAUUUUCUCUAAGCUGUAUAGUAGACAGCUGUGUACACAUUUUCUUAAAGCAAUAUUAAUUCUUUAUAUCGCAAUGAACUGCGUUUGGGGAUGGUGGGGGGGAUGGUGGGGGGGGGAAAGGGGGGGGGGAAUUUGAUCUGCACAAAUGCCAUGUACUGAAAUUUUUAUACUGCAAUAUUUUCUGUUCAUAUUGACAUCAACUCUGAUGGUCAUGACGUUAACAAAGCCUGUUGUUUAAAAAAAGUGGCAUUGAAAUGUUGAGGUGUGACUCCCACAGGCGGUUGCUGAGUCGGGAAACGGGUAUGGUGGUGCAGGAAAUCAACAUCCCGUCAGGAUUCAAGCCAGACCUCUCC
This is a messenger RNA of Lymnaea stagnalis (great pond snail), 6166 nucleotides long. Lineage: Eukaryota; Metazoa; Mollusca; Gastropoda; Lymnaeidae. The record is from the annotation of a GenBank genome assembly.